Aplosporella prunicola CBS 121167 is the source of this 1274-nucleotide messenger RNA. RefSeq lists its product as uncharacterized. Bases 61 to 1110 code for a protein of 349 amino acids. Lineage: Eukaryota; Fungi; Ascomycota; Dothideomycetes; Botryosphaeriales; Aplosporellaceae. The transcript is spliced from 3 exons. The record is from RefSeq and is a predicted model, not a curated record.
CUUUCCUCCCUCCAUCUCAAUUCCUCAUUCUCCUCUAUCAAUCCAAUCCACAGCAUCACAAUGGCCGUCCGCGCAGCUUUCGACCCCAAGAACAUGAUCUUCAGGCACCUUGGGCCUACUGGUCUGAAGGUUUCUGUCUUCUCCCUUGGUGGCUGGCUCACCUACGGCGGUACCCAGAAGGGCAACAUUGUCAAGGAUUGUCUGCAGGCUGCUUGGGACAAUGGCAUCAACUUCUUCGACACUGCUGAGAUUUAUGCCAAUGGCCAGAGCGAGAUUGAGAUGGGCAAUGCUCUGAAGGAGCUUGACUGGCCCAGGGACGAGUAUGUCCUCUCUACCAAGGUCUUCUUCGGUACGGGAAGGAAGGAGCCGAACACCAGGGGUCUGUCCAAGAAGCACGUUGUUGAGGGUCUCAAAUCCUCUCUGCAGCGCCUUCAGCAGCCUUAUGUCGACAUAGUGCUGGCACACAGGCCUGACAAUGCGACUCCCAUGAAGGAGAUCGUUGAGGGCUUCACGCAGGUCAUUCGCAACCUGAACCUUUCCUACUACUGGGGCACUUCCGAGUGGAGCGCGGCCCAAAUCAUGGAGGCCACUCAGAUCGCUGAGAAGUACAACCUGAUUGCCCCCAUUGCCGAGCAGCCGCAGUACAACGCCUUCCACCGCGAGCGCUUCGAGGUGGAGUACGCUCCCCUGUUCAACCAGUUCCAGUACGGCACCACCAUCUGGAGUCCUCUUGCCUCCGGCCUCUUGACCGGCAAGUACAAUGACGGCAUUCCCGAGGACUCGCGUUUCGCGACCAACAAGGCAUUCUUCGAGGACACGAUUAAGCAGCUUAAGUCGCCCGAGGGCCAGGCCAAGAUCGAAAAGGUCAAGAAGCUGACGGCGAUUGCCGAGAGGCUGGGCGGCACGGCGUCGCAGCUUGCGCUGGCGUGGGCGGCCAAGAACCCCAACGUCAGCACCGUUAUCCUCGGCGCCACCAAGGUCGAGCAGAUCCACGACAACUGCAAGGCCCUGACGCUGAUCCCGAAGCUCACGCCCGAGGUCAUGGAGGAGAUCGAGAAGGUUCUCGACAACAAGCCGAAGCCCACGCCUACCUACGGUCGCGAGAGGUAGGUUAUAGGUAAUCCCUCUGCCUCGCCUACGCUGGGUGGUUUCGGUGCUGAGCGCUUACGGAACUCGGGGAGCAGGUCGAGGCUAUGAUUUAUGAGCGAUGAAAAAGCAACAGUCAGCUUUCUAGGUCUGCCGUAGAAAUAUAAACAGAUCCCACCAAACAACGG